UCCGAAUCCCUAAACCCGCCAAUUCCCAAGCUUGCAAGACACGAAAAAACACAGAGACAAACACCAGCGACUUUCACCACCGCCAUGACCACCUCUGCCACUGCAAUUGACCAACUACCACUGUCGCCGUCACCGUCACUGCAACCUUUGGCCGAUGCUGAGAUUAUCCGCUUGGCCCAAGAAACCCACCCACACCUUCCUCCUUCCUUUCUCUCCCCAUCCUCUCAUCCUACAAUCCUCUCAUACCUCCACUCUCGCGCCGCCUCUCCCUCCCCUUCCGACGCCGUUUCCGAGUACGUUCUAUCUAUCCUCUCCCUUAUCUCUCUAUCUCCUCACACUCCUUCCGUUGCUACCCUACUCUCCUCCCUCCUCUCGUCCUACAUUUCGCUCCAAAUCCCUCGCGAUGCCAAUUCCCUCAAAGCAGUCCACCUCUUCUCCUCCCUCCUCCACUACGUCCCCGUUCGCGAUAUCCAAAGUACGGCUCAUCAGAUCAUCGAGAGAAUAUCAACUUUUGUGACGUUAGACGAUUGCCAGAUCCUCGACCUGCUCCCUCGCGCUUUCGAUUUGGUUUUGAAAUCGGAGGAGAUUGAGGACGUUAGGGAUUUUGUGAAUUUCUCGGUGGAUGAGAUUCUUGAGCGGGAGUGGUCCAAGGGGGUUUUGGUCAAAAUGGUUUCGCUUGUGAGGGAAUUCGGGGUUGCUAUUGAUAAGGUGAGAGGGAGAGCUCUCUUGGAGAAGGUUUUCAAGGGAAUCAGGAGUGUUGACUUGCAGGACUUGCCUUCGCUUGUGUAUCAGCUUCUUGUUUUGGCUUCAAAAGGGUUUAACAAGAGGGAGGUAAUUGAAGGGAUUGUAAUGUUGUUUGGGUCAGAAUUGGAGUCAAAGAAGGUGGGAUCCAUGAUGAGGCAAGUUGAAGGGACAGUGUUGCUUCAUGUUAAUUUCGCAGUGAAGCAGGACCCCUCUCUGGGGAAGGAGGUAAUGGGACUUGUGAAGGCGGAUCUUAGGGCCUUCAAUCAUUUUACUGUUGCCGUUUUGCUAUCAAUUGCUAGGGUGAGGAGGUUCAGUGAGAAUUCCAUGGGGGUUUUAAGGACAACGCUUCUAAUGGCUUAUCGUGAUUACAGUUUUGCUAAAGAGUGUAAGUGGCUAACAGAUGAGUUGAAGGAAGAGCAUCUCCAGAAUGUCAAAAUAGUGGAAAAGGCUGUUUUAAGAGCUGUAAAUGAGAGCAACUAUGGUAGGGAGCAUAUUGUACCUAGCAUUGUGCAGUUUGGCUUUAUAUUACUGGAGUCGGUGGAAGAAGGAAACUGUGGAGAGACAUUACAUUCUAAUGGUUUGCUGGGCAUUGAGGAGAUCGGUAUUCAAAUUGUAAAGAAUUUAUUUGAGGUUCAUGACAUGGUGAGAAAUGAGAUUAUUGAACAAUGCAAGUUUCGCAUACUCUCUUUGAAGCCAGAGCAGAGCAAGCCAGUCAUAAGACUACUUGGUCACCUGGUUCAGAGUUAUCCCUACAUACUGUUAGAAUAUGUUUCGCGUAUAAAGGAACUUCUGGAUUAUUAUACUUUCAUGCCGGGCAAGGUUGCUGCUUAUCUUGUUACUGUUCUAUUGCCUCUCAUCAAAUUUAGCCACGAUCUUCAGGAUUACAUUAUUCUGGUUGUGCGUAAAGCCAUGUUCAGACGUGAAGACACAGUUCGUCUUGCAGCAACAAAUACUAUUAUUAAUCUUUUACUGACAGAAUUCCAAUCUAAGAGAGACGUCUCUUUGUCUUUUCAAGACUCAUCAAGCCAAGCCAGCUCCAGCCAGCAGACUGAGAUUCCUUGCAGAAUAGGUAAGGGGCUCUUCCAGGAGCUUAGUGGUUUGCUCCAACGAUGUCUUUAUCAGCAGGCAAAAGUCAAGGAGGCCAUGUAUUAUGGGCUUGUCAAGAUUGUCUUGGCUGACCCCUCUAGUUGCAGAGCUGUCUUUGAUUUUCUUUUGCCUCAUUUUCUUCGCUUUUUCCAGGAGGAUAUGGAUCAACUUAACAUUAGAAGCUGUGUUAAAACAGAGUGUAGAAAGGUGGUUCUCGAAGAGCCUCUGGAUUGUCUUCUAUCUUGUAUUUCUUGGAUUUUGCUCCUUCAGCCACAGGGUAAAACUGAUCGGUCCUCUGAUUCCUCAUGGACAUGUUUUGGUUUCUCCCUCUCGCAGGACAAUGAGGCAGGAAGAACUGCAUCUGGUGAGUUCUUAUCCCAUGCGUUAUUGAAGAUCAGGAAGUUUCUAAGAAAUGGAAACGUGGAAGAGAUUCUUGGUCAGGCUCCGGAUGCAUGCUCUGCAUCUUUUGAAGAAGAGAGAAGAAAAUGCUGUGCUUCAGUUUCAUCCGGAAUUGUUGAAGUGGUAUUGAAUAUUUUGGCUGCUGAGACGGCGAAAGCAACAGUUCUUAAGAAAGUAGAACUUGAAAAGGAACUGCUUGAGUUUGUUAUUCUUCAUGACUCACUGGAUAAGGAAACCCGUAAAUUAAGACAAAAUACUGGUGUCAAAAGGCUGCAUCAGCAAACUGUCACUCAUGGAACAAUGGAUGACAUUGAUACAGAAUACAGACAAUUGAUGCAAGGGCGGUUUCCUUUCUUGUCAACUUCAAGUAUACAUCAGUUAUUGCAAACAGCCUUGAGGCUAUGCAAUCCUGAAAGCAGCCAUAAUGAUUCAACCUCCCAGAACCGUAGCCAGUCAUCCUCUUGCAGGACAUCAAAAUGUUCCAAGAUAAUUUCUUUUGCCUUGAAUGCUGCCGUCCAUCUUAUAAAAUCUUUCCCCAGUGUGGGCAGGGAAGAUCCAUUGAAGACUCUGAUCUAUGGGGAAAUUGAAAUGCUGGGCCCGCCAUUGCUUAAACUAAUAUUUUUACUUAAAUCAGGGCUUAAAACGUCAACAGAUCAAAAGAAAAGGGAGGGAAGGAAAGAAGCAGAAGACAUGAAGGAUUAUCUCCAUCUUGGCUUGUUGUGCUUGAAGGAAUUGGUUACAAUCAGUUUGUUGAGACCACAAUCAAUCGGCUUGAUUGACAAUCUUUUGUGUGUCUCACUUGAGUAUGUUGGCAUGGAUGGUGAACGUGAAGCAGUCUCGGGGAUUGAUGAUCAACAUACUAGACGCAAAGAAUUGCUCAUCAAUGUGAUUUUGAAGCCACUUGUCACUGAGCUUCUUGCAGUCUCAUUUUUUCGUGAAGCUGAGGUUAUAUGUGACAUGUUGUUGCUUAUUAAAAAGACAUUGCCUGACAAAUGUGGGCCCUCCCAUGGUGAUUGGGCUAUUGGCAUCUGCAAAAACAAUGACAUAAAGAAUUCCAAGGUUGCGAGAAGUGUUGUUUCACUUGCUAUAAUUUUAAGCUCACCGCCUGAUGACUUCAUUGUUGCAAAAGACAUGGCCAAGGAACUGCUAAAAAUUACUGGACCAGAGAGAAGCAGCCAGCAAGAGGCUUCUGUUGCAUACCCUCUCAUAAACCAGUCAACAAGUACUGCUACAAGUUCUUGCAUUUUACAAUUGGUUGAAGCUGUUCUUGGAGAUAUGGAAUGGGUGAUCAAAAAGCUGAAGAUGUUUUCCUUGGUUGCUCAAAAAAGUAUUAAUUUUAAUCAGAAUGGAGAACAUGCUUCCAGAUUGGCACUUGAGGAAAAUCUCUACUCCAGGGCUGAGGCAUUGGUCGAAGUACUAUCAUCUUUUGUUUUGAUGAGUCUCAAGGACAAUCAAGCCGAGCAUUUGCUCAGAUUGGCUGCAAGGUUCUACAAGCUUUUAGCUCAGAUGUCAAGGCUUAGGAUUGCUCCUAAAGGUUUUAAGCAGCAUAUACCUAGCCUUACAUUCCAGAAACUCGUAGAAUUAACUUGCAAGAAGCUCACAGUUCCUCUGUAUAAUUUCGUUGCAGAGAUGCAAAAGGUUCGACAAGAAAAUGCUUCCAAGAAAGGUAUCAUCAACAAGAUUAAGAGGGAAAAUAAAUGUAUCCCAGACCUGAUAUUCCAGAUUGAAGACUACGAAAAAUAUCUUAUCCGGCUUAGCAAGUUGACCAAACUCAAUUUCCUGAGACAUGCCAAGCGUAGCACUUCUCGGGAUUUCAGAAUUAUAGAUCCAAAGAAGAAUGCAAUUUCGGAAGGAGAUGCUUCAAACCAUGAACCUAGCAGUAAUAAUGAUUCUGCUGGAGCUGCUGUAGAUGAAUCAUGUGAAGAUUCUGAGAAGGAUGAAGAAGAUGGAUUAGAGAAUGUACAUUCAUCUCAUUCUCAAGGUCCUGAAGUAUCCGAAUCUGAUACUGAAAAUGGUGGUGCUGUUCCAAAUGCCAAGAGACUGAAAAGGAGUAGAGUUGUGCAGGAUUCUGAUGAUGAAGCAUAGAAUAGGUGUUAACUGGUGCAGGCGCUUUACUUGUAAUAUAGUCAUAGAUUAACAUGGUUGUACUUUAUGGUUGGCAAAUGAGAAGAUAGUGUUUCAAUACUAUAGUGGAGUUAGGUUGGCAAAAUUAUGUCUGGUUCGGAUGAUCAAAUUUGUCCGAUCAAGAUUAAACCAAGUUUGGACAUAAGUUAUAUGUUCAAAAUUCAGGUUAAAAUAUAAAAAUCUUGUCUA
Tripterygium wilfordii is the source of this 4542-nucleotide messenger RNA. RefSeq names its product Fanconi anemia group I protein. The coding region runs from base 85 to 4314 and encodes 1409 amino acids. NCBI's taxonomy places the organism in Eukaryota, Viridiplantae, Streptophyta, Magnoliopsida, Celastrales, Celastraceae. The record is from RefSeq and is a predicted model, not a curated record. Gene Ontology annotation, biological process: DNA repair. Gene Ontology annotation, molecular function: DNA polymerase binding. The transcript is spliced from 13 exons.